Girardinichthys multiradiatus is the source of this 2456-nucleotide messenger RNA. Its product is annotated as neuropeptide Y receptor type 4-2-like. The coding region runs from base 184 to 1518 and encodes 444 amino acids. Gene Ontology annotation, biological process: G protein-coupled receptor signaling pathway. The record is from RefSeq and is a predicted model, not a curated record. Gene Ontology annotation, molecular function: neuropeptide binding; neuropeptide Y receptor activity. The transcript has 2 exons. Gene Ontology annotation, cellular component: plasma membrane; neuron projection. Lineage: Eukaryota; Metazoa; Chordata; Actinopteri; Cyprinodontiformes; Goodeidae.
AGACGCUCUGGCUAUGAUGAUGUUCAGCUCCUUCUUCAACUCUCCUCCCUGUGGACUCACACCUGUUCAGAGCAUCAUCUUCUGUCUUCAAGGCAUCACAGAAACUCUUAAUUCAGCCUCCGCCACAUAUGUAUAUUUCCAGUAGAUUGGAAUGGAUGGUUAGAUCCAGAGAGAUUUAGUGAUAUGUCCUUCAGUGCCAACACAAGCCCAUCUUCUUUACCAACAUCACCUCUGCUCUUCAAUGGCUCCAACUCUUCACAAACUCUGCUUUGGGAGAAGGAAAAUGCCAGUCAUGAGUCUGUGCAGCUAUGGCCUGAGAACAAAACCCUGCUUAUCUCAGACCUCUCUGCUCUCGAGCAGGAAGAGCAGUGCCAUAUGUCUCCCAUCCUCACAACAUGUCUUGUGGUGUGGUACAGUGCUACCAUGGUGCUGGGGCUGGUGGGGAACAUUGGCCUCAUUUGCAUCAUCACCCAUCGCAGAGAGAAAGUCAAUGUCACCAGCAUUUUCAUCUGCAAUCUGUCAUUCUCUGACAUUUUUGUGUGUGUGUUUUGUCUCCCCUUCACUGUCAUUUAUACACUUAUGGAUCACUGGGUGUUUGGGUCGCUGUUGUGCCGUCUGGUGCCGUUUGUCCAGUGCGUAUCUGUGACAGUGUCAGUGCUGUCUUUAGUCUUCAUCGCUCUAGAAAGACAUCAGCUCAUCAUAAACCCAUCUGGAUGGAAACCAAGCAUUCCUCAGGCCUACAUGGCAGUCAUUUUUAUCUGGAUUCUUGCCAGCUUCACAUCCACACCCUUUUUAGCCUUUCAGUUGCUCACUAAUGAGCCAUAUACCAAUGUGGUCCUGCCACUCCAUCCCCAGCUUUCUCCCCAUGUUUAUCUCAAUGCAUCUCCUUCUCAGCUUGUCUCCAGUACUUACAAAAACUCAUCUGUGCCUUUAAAUGUAUAUCGCUCUCUCUUCUCUUAUGUCCCCGCCUCCCCGCACAUGGAGGCCUGUGUGGAGCACUGGCCAUCUCAUGAACAUAGGGUAGCUUACACCACAUGGCUCUUGCUCUUCCAAUACUGUGGUCCACUGCUGUUGGUACUCCUCUGCUAUAUCAGAGUUUUUGUUCGCCUUCGCCACCGCAAAGACAUGUUGGACCGUGCCAGGACCCCAGAAAACCAGCGCAUGACCAACAGCCGGCGAAUCAACAUCAUGCUGGUUGCACUCAUGACAGCCUUUGCUCUUUGCUGGCUUCCGCUCACCAUCUUCAAUGUGUUGGCUGACUGGAACCUGGAGGCUCUGCCUGUCUGCCAUCACAACCUCCUGUUUUCACUCUGCCACCUGCUGGCCAUGUCCUCCACCUGCAUCAACCCCAUAAUCUAUGGCUUCCUCAACUCCAACUUUCGACAGGAAGUGCGGGAGAUGCUGCUCCACUGUCGCUGUUUCCCACAAGGAGAGUCUGAGCAUUUUCCCAUGUCCACAGUACACAUGGAAAUGUCUCGCACCUCUGUGCCUCUCCAGUGCAGAAGCAACUCGGUCUGACAUACAUCACGCCUUUAUAAUUGGAUGUAGUCACAUAAACUGCCCAAUUUUUGGACUCAGAUUUUGUUUUUGUUUUAUCACUGGUUUAAAACAUAGUGUGUGUUGUAGUGUUGGUUUUUCUUAUCUUUACAUCCCUAUAAUUAAGGAAGGAAUGGUAAUAAAAAUAAAAGCAUUUGUUUUAAAAGAUUAAAUUCAAUGUGAAGAUAUUAGUUAAACGUUUCUGUGAAAAAUUAAUUUUGUCAAACUGACUAAAAAAUGUUCAUUUUCAGGUGGACUACUGUGAUAGUGUAGUAUUUUUUGUAAUUAUGGCAAUUGUGCAGUGUAAAGAAGAACAUGUUUACAGUGAAGAAUAUGGGUUUGUUUUGUGCUUUAUGUGACAAAUAAAAAUAACAGCAUAGUGCUUUAGAACAUUGCUAACAUUAUUUUGAAUGAGCUCAGUUGUUUACAAGCUGUGUUUUAGUUUUGCUUUAUAAAAAUAUAAAAAUGUUUAUUUAGCUUUUGCUUCAAACUGGUAUGAGCUAUAGAAAUGCACCAACAAAGAUGGGCAAUAUUGUGUUGUUUAUCGAACAGCAGAAAAAUUAGGAAUCCUAUUAUAAUGCUAUGAUAUCCAAACCCAUCAAAAACGAGUUGUUGCUUUUGCUGUUUGAACUAUUUUCCACUGUCAGUUCAGUCAGCACAUACAUACAGUUGGAAACAAAUAUUUUCAUCAAAUGUUUUGUCACUUUAUUUUAGACAAAGGUUUACCUGUUUCAGCUCGGUUAGGAUAACCAAAAAUAUUUCUAUUUUAAAAAGCCUGAGUGAUGAGUGAGAGAUUUCUUUGAAGUUUCUUCAAAUUCAGAAGUUUCCAUACAUUACAUUAGUCAGUCAGUCAUUUUCUACCACUUAUUCCAUAGUGGGUCAUGGGGGAGCUGGUGCCUAUCUCCAGCAGUCUAUGGGUG